AUGCGGCAACGGGCCGAGAAGAUCCCUCCCGGACAGCGGGAUCGUCUGGAGCAGUGGGCGAGGAGGCUCAAGUCCGCCUUCUACGACGCCGAGGACAUCCUUGACGUCGCCGACUAUCACCGCCUUGAGAAGCAGGUCAUGUCUCAGUCGGGAACCAAGUCAGCAAUAACUAUAAACCGUGUGAAACAAAUCACCUCUGGAAAAAACAGAAAACUGAAGAAUGCUCUAAAGAAGUUGGAAAACAUAAUUGAAGAAGGGUCUCAGCUUUUGUCACCGCUGGCUAGCACCAUUACUAGUGGUAGUAGUAGCAAUGACAUAUCAGAUCCUGCAAACAGCGCAGCCAGGAUUGCCACUACUUCAUCUGUGACAGGUUUCAUAAUUGGUAGAGACAAGGAACGUGAUGACAUAAGAAGGAUGCUCCAUGAAAGUGUUUCCGAACCAGCCUCCAGUAACAGCAAGUGUUAUUCAGUGAUUGGUAUCUACGGUAUUGCUGGUUCUGGGAAGACAACACUAGCACAACAUGUUUGUACCUUUGAACGAACAGAGAACUAUUUUAAACCUAUCAUGUGGAUUCAGAUGAAGUUAGAGGAAGCACUGAGAGGCAAAAGGUUCCUGUUAGUCUUGGAUGAUGUAUGGACUGCGAAGGAUGACAAAGAUGAAUACCAAUUGGAUCAGCUACUUUCUCCGCUUGAGGUCGGGAAUACAGGGAGUAAGGUCCUGCUCACGACUCGAUUUGUCGAUGCAGCUAAGUAUCUACGUUGUCAUAGCCCUAUCUUAAUACCUGACUUGAACGAGAUGGAUUUCUUCCACCUUUUUAUGCAUUAUGCACUACAUGACACAAAUCUUGGUGACCAAGAAUCAGAAACUUUUAAGAUAAUAGGCGGAAAGAUUGCAAAAAAACUGAAGAGCAUAUUUCCCCAAGGAGACAAGUUUGGACGUGCUGAGUUAGUUGGCUUAUGGAUGACAGAAGGCUUUAUAAAAACUACAGGUACUGUUGAGGAAAUGGAAUAUAUAGCACAUGGCUACUUUGAUGAACUGGUGUCAUGCUCAUUUCUGCAAACGGGAAAAUACACAAAUAGCACCAAUGAGAAUGAGUGGGUUACUACUCAUGAUCUUCUGCAUGAAUUGGCUACCAUGGUUGCUGGAAAUGAUUGUACCCGAAUUGAUGGCAGUGAGAUGAAACAGUUCCCUCCUGAUGUUCGCCAUCUUUUUGUGAGGUUGAACGAACCAAUGAAGUUUAUCAAGCAGAUUUGCAAAUUAGAAAAUUUACGCACAUUAAUCAUUACUAGCAUUGAAGGUCUGACUAUAAUAACCAUACAAGAAUUUGAGGGAAUUUUGAAAAAGUUAAAGAAAUUGAGUGUUGUGCAUGUGCCUCUACAAGGCAAAAUGGUGAAGAUCCCUGCCUGUAUUUGUGACUUAAAACAUCUACAUUCUCUCACCAUCAAUGCCUUCACCAACAGUUUGUACAGUCAGAUACAUUUGCCAAGACAUUUUGAUAAACUAUAUCAUCUGCAGACUUUAGAGCUCCAGGGUGAAGGUUUUUUAGAAUUCUCCAACGUGAAGAACAUGAGUAGCAUGAAUAGCUUGAGACACGUCAAGAACUCCAGACAUCGUUUAUUUCAUUUUUCUAAGGUUUCAUGUUUUCCUGGGGUUGCGGAGAUGAAAUCACUUCAAGAAUUGAGUGACUUUAGAGUGAGGAAGGAGAAGGGGUAUGAGUUGCAGCAGCUGGAGGGACUAAAUCACCUUUGUGGCAGCCUGAGAAUCAGUGGCCUUGAAAAUGUGGAAAGCAAGGAGAGAGCACUAGAAGCCAAGCUAUCUGACAAGAAGUACCUGACAACAUUGAUACUUGAAUGGCCAUUGCAGCCGUCUAGUCAACAUCCAGACCUCGAAGCGGAGGUAAUUGAGGGCCUCUGCCCACCGUCACAGCUAACAAAACUAGUAAUAUAUGGCUACAGAGGAUGGAAGUGCCCAAGCUGGUUGGAGCAAAAGUUUAGUAGCCUACGAUGCCUAGAACUCGAGCAUUGUGUUAACCUUGAAGCUCUCCCUGAUAUCAGUGAGCUUUUCAUUCACCUUGAUGAGCUUAGACUUAUUGCUCUUCACAAGCUAAAGAAGUUGCCAAGACUUCCAGAUAGCCUGAAGAGCCUAGCCAUUCAUAUCUGUGAGGCUAUAGUUGAGACAUGUGUGGAAGAUGUGAAGCUGAUGAGAGCAAUCCCUUGUGAGGUGAUGAUGUCUCUAACUAUGCUUCAGACUCUCAAAAUCAUUAAUUGUGCCCAAUUUACUUGUUUGCAAGGCCUAAAUUAUCUCAUCAGCCUGCAACACCUCACCAUCAUGAAGUGUCCCAACCUUCUUAUGACCCUUGAAGAGGCCGAAAAGGUACAAUGUCUUGUUAGGAUCACUGUUGAUGACAUACCCCUUGUGCCACGUCUGAUGUCAAGAAAAGGCUUCUCAUCUCUACGGAUUCUUAGUAUUGAGCAAUCGAAUGAGCUGAGGGAAGAAGAAAUCCUGCAACAGUUUCCUUCUCUAGCAACGCUUUACUUUGAUUGGUGCCAGUUGAGCAGCUUGCCGGAGAAUUUGGGGACCCUGCCACAACUACAGAAUUUGUUUUUGCGGUGGUGCCCAAAUGUUCGGUCACUUCCAACUCUGCCCGUAUCUCUACAAUCUUUUAUACUUCAUGACUGUGACAAGUCAUUCAUGAAGAGCUGCCAAACGGCUGAUGAUCCAAACUGGCAAAAAAUUACUCAUGUUCGCACAAAACAAUUUAUUCAGGGUGAACCCGCAGAAAUACGCAAGUGUCAGAGAUCUCUGCGACCGUAUCAAAGGAGGGGAGGGAUGGGGGCAGGGCGCACCUGCGGCGGAACGACGGCGAGGCUGCCCGGAGGAGGCCCCGUAGAGCCACACGGCUGGUUGGCCGCCGCUGCCGCCGGCAGCUCUGGGAGCGGCUGGAAGGCGACGCCCCGGCGAAGGCGAGGUGGAUUUCGGUUCGGCGGCGGCGAGGCAGCGGGUGAGGAAGCAGGAGUCUGA
Messenger RNA from Miscanthus lutarioriparius, 3021 nucleotides. The record is from the annotation of a GenBank genome assembly. NCBI's taxonomy places the organism in Eukaryota, Viridiplantae, Streptophyta, Magnoliopsida, Poales, Poaceae.